ACAAAAAAUUCAAAUGAAACAAAAAUUAUACACGUAUAAUGCGCGGCCUUUUUUAAGUCUAAUAAUUCUGAAUCAAAAUAGUCCCAUCAUGUAUCUUCACAAAACAAAUUUCGAUGAUUUACCGGAAGAAUACGUCACAAAUCAACAAAGCGCAUGAGCAAGGAGGCCGCCAUCUUGGAAACACAUUUCCAUUUCUGGGUAGUCUUCCGAGGACAAAAAAACAAUUGAUAAAUAUUGAAAGUAUUUAAUGUGAACGACACAGAACAAAUGAAGUGACAGUGAGAGACAGAAACAUUAAUUUCAGUAUAAACUCGUCUCAGUGAACUUUGAAGCUUCUCAGGCUAUCUUUAUCUUGCUAGCUGCUAACAAAACCCGGAAGACCAGCGAUUAACUACGGAUGUGAAUAAAUAUUUGUAGUGGAGAAAGAAUGAUUGCAGAGUACGAAGAGGAACUUUCUCGAACAAGGGAGAACGAGCGACGUUAACUACUGGAAGCUUUAAGAAUAUCAAGCCGCCCAGCAGAGGUCUGUACUACAAAGCAGUUCGCUGAUAUUCUUCUAGUAACUUUUGCUGAUAUUCUUUUGGCGUGGUUGCAUAUUAAAGGAAACAGAGGUGUGGUAUCGCCAGAUGUUCAAAUUCAGGUAUUGUGACUACAUUAUCAUGUUAUUAAAACUUUAUUAUUAAAAGAAGUUGCUGACUUAACUGGGAUAGGCUCCAGCUUACCCGUGACCCUAAUAAGGAGAAGCAGUGUCGAAAAUGGAUAGAUGGACGUGAUUGACUUACGGCAAACAGGUCGAAGAUUGGACAAGGAGGUGGAAGUGACGUCACAACAAGAGCACGCCCCAUCUGGAUUACGCAUGGAAGACGUCAGUGAAGAUCAUCUUCCUUCUGAGCAGCAGGAUUGGAACUCCAGAAUGGAGAAGGAGGAACCUCAGACCGCCCGCCUUAAAGUGGAACAGGAGGAGCCACAGCCCCCUCACAUUAAAGAGGAAGAACCACAAUCCCUCCAUUUUAAGGAGGAAGAGGAGGAGCCACAGCAUGUCCACAUUAAAGAGGAAGAGCAGGAGCCACAGCUGCCUCACAUUAAACAGGAAGAGCCACACCCCAUCAAUUUUAAGGAGCAAGAGCCACAGCCCCCCUAUAUUAGAGAGGAAGAGAAGGAUCACCGCAUCAAUCAGGAGGAGCUUGAAGUAAUGGAGGAGUUACCAGUUGUUGUUGGCCCUGUGAGGAGUGAAGAUGAGGACAAAGAUGUCACUGAACUUCGCUCUGAGCAGCAGGAGUGGAACUCCAGGAUGGAGAAGGAAGAACCGCGGCCCCCACACAUUAGUGUGGAAGAACCACACUCCCCCCGUUUUAAAGAGGAAGAGGAGGAGUCACAGUAUGUCUACAUUAAAGAGGAAAAGCAGGAGCCACAGCCCCCCAACUUUAAAGAGGAAGAGUCACAGCCCCCCUGUAUUAGAGAAGAAGAGGAGGAUCACAGCAUCAGUCAGGAGAAGCUUGAAGUAAUGGAGGAGUUACCAGUUGUUGGCCCUGUGAGGAGUGAAGAUGAUGAUGACAAAGGUCAUCAUCAACGUUUUGCUUGCACGGUGUGUGGUAAAAGAUUCUCUCGAAAAUGUUACUUAAAAAUACACACAAGUGUACACACUGGAGAGAAACCUUUUUCUUGCACGGUGUGCGGUGAAAGGUUCUCUCGAAAAGGUAGUUUAAAAAUACACACAAUUGUGCACACUGGAGCGAAACCUUUUUCCUGCACACUGUGUGGUAAAGGAUUUUAUGACAAAUAUAGUUUAAAAAUGCACACACGAGUACACACUGGAGAGAAACCUUUUUCCUGCUCAAUUUGUGCCCGAGGAUUCACCAAGAAGUCGAAUUUGAGAGCGCACACAAAAAUACACACUGGAGAGAAACCUUUUCCUUGCUCCCUGUGUGGUAAAACGUUCUCUCGAAAAGGUACUUUAAAAAGACACACACGAGUACACACUGGAGAGAAACCUUUUUCUUGCACGGUGUGCGGUAAAGGAUUCUAUGACAAAUGUGGUUUAAAAAUACACUCAAGAGUACACACUAGGGAGAAACAUUUUCCUUGCUCAGUGUGCGGUAAAAUAUUCUCUCACAAAGGCAGUAAAACAGAAUAGCGCACACUGGAGAGAAACCUUUUUCCUGCUCAGUUCGUGGUAAAGGUUUCCUUUGGAAGGUACCUUUAAUCAGAGAAAGCAAGACACUAUUAGUAGUGAAGUUGUGUAAAAUAACUUCUCACAUUGCUCAUUUUUGUGUGUCUCUUGCACUUUUUUUCUCAUGCUGAAGAUUCCCUUUAGACCGCCCACGAGCUCAUUGACUCCGCUGUUUCUUGCUAACGUGAUCGGCCGUCCGUAAUAUCCUGGGAUAUUGCUGGGUGAAUUUGACUCGCCCACCACUAAGUGGUCCUGGGUGGUGGUUCAAAUAUUUGAAAUGUUUUCAUUUCAUUUUAAUAAAUACCAACUUGUGUUAAUCCAUUCAUUUCUGUGCCUCUGACCAUAGACCAAGAAAUAAAUCUACAAAAAAGUUGCAAUCAUCAGUAUUGGGGCCGUAUAUGUUUGUCGUAUUCGUAUCUUGUGAUGUCAAAUGUCUUCCAAACUUGUCUUUAAUUCGGUUUCUUGGAGAAAAAACUGAGCACGUCUUUUAUUUUGUUGAUUUCUUGUUUCAAUUUGUGAAGUUAAAUGAAACUUCUUGAGAUCUGAACAAUAAAGUGUUUUCUGUUCAAAUCUAAAGUUUUAAUCAACAGACAAAACGCUACCUACAAUGGCGGUGGUCACACGCAAUGACAGCACAACAUGCAAGAGGUAAGUAAACACACGUAGGGCAACUACGACUUAGGGGAAUAAUAAUAUUAAACAACUGUUAAUAAACACAUAACUUCAGCAUUUGUUUUUACAAUCCAAGUACCACAAUGCAUGCUGGGAGCCGGCAUCACUCCCUGUUAGGAAUGUGACAAAACAACUUUAUCUCAAACUAUGGCGAUAUGAAAUCCUACUAUGGCUCAUCGAUACGCUCUCGCCUUGUAUUUUUUUCAAUUAUUUAUUAAAAUACAGCUGCUAUAACCUUCUAGCACCGUCUACUUCAUAGAGUUGAUCUACUGGAGAGACAUGACGUGUUUUCUGAAUGGGUUUAAAACAGUGUCACUGUUUGUCAGACUCAUUGGGGGGAUUCUGCGAAAGUGGCUCAACCAACCCAGGCUUUGUGCUCAAAAUGCAGCUCUACAAAACCUAAAUUCCCCAAACAGAACUGAACGGUACUGCGACGGCGCCUAUCAGCUAACUUUGUCAAAUCCGGUUCUCGGCUUUGUUCUCAGUGGGCGUUCACAUGAAAGGGGGCGUUUGACGUUAUUCUACUUAACGUCAAAAAGUAGGCAUCCCAGCUGGUGUAUUUGACAAAAUGAGUAAGUAAUUAUUAUGGAGCGUUAUGAGGAGUUCCCAAAAGAUUAUGACUGCUAAAAGCAACGCCAAUAGAGCGA
This is a messenger RNA of Dunckerocampus dactyliophorus (ringed pipefish), 3489 nucleotides long. RefSeq names its product oocyte zinc finger protein XlCOF6-like. Bases 764 to 2134 code for a protein of 456 amino acids. The transcript is spliced from 5 exons. The record is from RefSeq and is a predicted model, not a curated record. NCBI's taxonomy places the organism in Eukaryota, Metazoa, Chordata, Actinopteri, Syngnathiformes, Syngnathidae. Gene Ontology annotation, biological process: regulation of transcription by RNA polymerase II. Gene Ontology annotation, molecular function: DNA-binding transcription factor activity; RNA polymerase II cis-regulatory region sequence-specific DNA binding.